Molecule: messenger RNA, 1418 nt
Organism: Bufo bufo (common toad)
Lineage: Eukaryota; Metazoa; Chordata; Amphibia; Anura; Bufonidae
Gene: CDO1
Product: cysteine dioxygenase type 1
Exons: 5
Coding region: 377-982 (201 amino acids)
Biological process (GO): L-cysteine catabolic process
Molecular function (GO): ferrous iron binding; cysteine dioxygenase activity
Source: RefSeq, a predicted model, not a curated record
UGACAGGAGCUAUACAGCUAUGUGUGGAUGCACAAGGCUUUGAUGGUGUCUGACGGAGAUGUCAUCACAACUUAUUGUUAAUGACAGUGAUGGGAAACUAAGAAAUAAAAUCUUUCUUAUCAUGAAAAUGCUGUUUUUGUGCUGAUCACUCUGUCCUUGUUAUCAGCACAUAGCAAUAAAGAGGCAGAUAAAGACACAAACAAGGCUCUCCACCUUCCUGCCUCCCCUACCAAUCUUGGUCCAACCCUCUGCAAGUUGGAGUGCAUAAAUACACAAGAAAAGCUGCAGCUCCGCACAGUUGAUAGUGUGAAGCAGCUGCAUCUACUGGUGGUCUAGGCAUCUCCGUGUAAGGGUCUCCUCAGUUCAGACGGGUAGUAUGGAUCACACAGAGGUACUGAAGCCACAGACCCUGGAUGAGCUGAUUCAGAUUCUGCAUGAGAUCUUUUCCAGUGAUAAAGUCAAUGUGGAGGAAGUUCAGAAUAUCAUGGAGUCCUAUGAAAGUAACCCACUGGAAUGGAUGAAGUAUGCCAAGUUUGACCCAUACAGGUACACCAGAAACUUAGUGGAUGAAGGAAAUGGGAAGUUUAAUCUCAUGAUUCUCUGCUGGGGUGAAGGACAUGGCAGCAGUAUCCAUGAUCACACCGACUCGCAUUGCUUCUUGAAGAUACUCCAGGGCAACCUCAAGGAGACGCUCUAUGACUGGCCCCAGAAAAAAUCUAAUGGAGAGAUUGUAAAGAAGUCAGAAGGAGUACUGAAGCUGGACCAAUGUGCCUAUAUCAAUGACUCAAUUGGUCUUCACAGAGUGGAAAACACAAGUCACACAGAGACUGCUGUGAGCCUUCACUUGUACAGUCCUCCUUUUGACCACUGCCAAACUUUUGACCAACGAACAGGACACAAAAAUACAGUCAAAAUGACUUUCUGGAGCAAAUUUGGGGAACGGACUCCACUGGUAACAGCGCCAUCCCAGGAAAACAACUAACUUUGCCUGGAAGAAUUUAUUGGAAUUGUUCUUGAAAUCCUGUGGAGCCCUGACGGCCAUAUGGAAAUCAUGUGACCAAACUGUACAUGUAUCCUCAGUAGAACCCACAAGAUGGCAGUUCUGGAAUAAUGACUUUAAGUUGUCCUCAGGGUUUAAGCCUUAAAUAGAAUUGGGUAUCUUUAUAUUUUUAAAAGACAGAACAUUUUUCUUUCCAUUUUAAGGAUCUUUAUAAUUGUACAUGUUCUCCUGUUAACCUAGCAUUUUGUUCUUAAAGCAUCAAAGACAGAAAUUUUCAUAUUAAAUAAACUACGUGUAUAGAUUUUUAAUGCUCUUGUAACAAAUGUACAUUUUGAUUUACAAAUAUUUUUUGAAAAAAAAGCUGGCAUAUGAAUUUGGAAUCUUCACCAGGAGCAAUAAAGUUCAAAUUCAUUCCUUU